AUGAAUCUAAAGCAGACCAAAGCUGAUUACAAACAAUAUCAAGAAUCUGAUUUUUGUCUGCGUAAACCUAAACGCACUUGUAUGAAAAGUUCUACGAACCUAAAAUUCGACAGUAUUGUUUUAGGUGAUAUAACCUCUUCUUUUACAAAUACCAAAGUCGACACUAUGAACCAUAUAUUUGAAGAAAAUAGGGCUUCGUCGCCACAGAUACACCUAAAUGAUGAUUUCUCUCCAAAUGACUUUUCUCCAAAUGAAUAUGAUGACUUCUUUCCAAACAACCUCUCUCCAAAUGACGACUUCUCUCCAAACAACUUCUAUUCAAAUGAUUUCUCUUCAAAUGACUUCUCUCCAAAUGAUUACCAAUCCUCCAUAAAUGAUGAACCAUACAAUGACAGUUCUAGCAAUAACCAAGAUACUGAUAAAGAGUCCAUUGGAAGAGAGUAUGAUGGCAAUAAGAAACAUAAUCAUUAUACUAGACAUACCGGACCAUAUUUUCCAAAUCUUACUACAUUUUUAAUAUUUUUAUGGAUUACAAAACAUCAAAUAGGCUUCGAAGCAUAUAAAGACUUUGCAAAUAUC
Molecule: messenger RNA, 579 nt
Organism: Funneliformis mosseae
Lineage: Eukaryota; Fungi; Glomeromycota; Glomeromycetes; Glomerales; Glomeraceae
Source: the annotation of a GenBank genome assembly